This is a messenger RNA of Adelges cooleyi (spruce gall adelgid), 8117 nucleotides long. Its product is annotated as interaptin-like. Bases 110 to 7573 code for a protein of 2487 amino acids. The transcript is spliced from 4 exons. The record is from RefSeq and is a predicted model, not a curated record. Lineage: Eukaryota; Metazoa; Arthropoda; Insecta; Hemiptera; Adelgidae.
CCAUACUAGCCAUCCAACGCAAUACAAUUAGUCGACCGGCGUCAGGCCGUUAAGGACGGGACCGGCAUGCCAACACGUCUUUGCGAGUCUGACUGAUGUGUAACAUAUUAUGAAAGAGCACAGAAAAUUGCAAGACAUUCUAACAUGUCUCGUUGCCGUGGUUAUAUUUAUUUGUCAAUUGCUGAAUCGUUUGUUUUGUUGGAUCAAAAAUCGUUUGAAAUCAAACAGAGAAAAUAUCAGCUCUAUUGUCACAGCGGAUACAACUAUAUUACCCGGCACGAUAUCAAAUGAUGGUAAUAUUGCGUUGGACAAUUUUAUUAGGGUACAAGAACUGAUUCAAAAACACUUUGACAUUCCUCUGUUAUCUGCAGAGCAAGAGCCGAAAGUGGACGAUGACGUUUUAAUUGGAGACAUAAGUCCGGUGUCGGACUCGACCGAUUUUCGUUGGCCAAAGCAAAAUUUGGAUACAGUCGAAGAGUACAUGGUCGAUGAUUCGUUCGUGGCCCGCGGUCUUGGAUUAAUAGCGGCAACGGUCGGUCGACAAUCUAAGUUCUACAUAUACUCAAAGUACAAUGACAGCUUCGACGGCAUUGUAGUCGAACUGAAAAGUCGCAAAGGCGAAACGGGUAAGAUCACGGUCUUAGGCCGGAGAUCGAAAGCAAGCGCGAUGCAACCGAAAUCGAUCCCCGUCGAUUACGUGCACGACGACGACCGAAUAAAAGUGACGUACACGCCUUUGUCCGAAGGCGUACACACGGUAACGCUGUCGAAGGACCAUCUUCCGAUAUGUCGGUCUCCGUACUACGUGUCGGCCGACAAGAGCCCGACCGAUUGUCGGUCUAGGCUGCGGUUCGGCGGCAAAAAGUACAAAACCGUCACUAGACCGGCGAGGUGUAAGACGACCGAAACCAACAUCGCUACGCCGGAAACGGAACAGCACGACAUAACACGACAUGGCACGACUCGACACGACACGGCACGACACAAGACGACCGGUGACGACACCGACGACAACAGAUUAUCCGCAAAGGACAAGACGUACGAGGGUCGGACGGACGUCAGAUCCAUAGUAACGAAAUUCGAAUCGAAAACUUAUGCAAACCGAAGGAAUACAUGUGCCCCGAAACACGACGGUGUAAAUGACGACCAACAAACCGGCAGUUGUAGUGUUAGACGUACUUUUGAAACUAACAAAGACAUGUGGCCCAACAAAGAAAUCACAGAGAAUACAAACAUUUCCGACAAGUCGCAUUGCGUUGUACUAGCUGGCGGAGUCGAUACUACUGAUACGAAAAUAAUCGAAUACUACGAUGAACAUGGCCAAGAGUUGACGGUUGACCAAACCGAAGGAAACGACGACACGUUGUGUGGUAGAACCAAAGAGACAUAUUCCGACGACGACGACGACAGGAAAACGGUUAUUGCGUUGGACAAUGCGAACGAAACAGAUUGGCCUGAUCAAAUGUCGAAGAUAUUGAAAUGUCUUUGCGAAAAUUGUUGUAAAAAAGUUUUAAGUAUGCUGCAAAAUAUAGUAGCCGGAGAUGUGCGUGUGACGUACAACGACGAAUCGGUGGACAUAGAACACAUCCAGUCGUCUAAUUUUGAAACUCCCCCAGCAAUAAGAAUCAAUAUUAAUAUAGAAAACAAGAUUCAGAGCGAUGCUCACAAUCUGUGUUUACACCACAAUAGCGACUGUUCGCCGGCGCCAAAUGAAAACGACAACACAAACCAUACAAAUUCCAUCGACGUCGAAAACAUCGGUUUUACAAGCGAUAAUAGUGCAAUCGAUGAAACAGACUCUGACACCAAACAUAUCGUAACAGAUUCCGGUAGUGAAAAGCAGCAAGAACCCAUUACGAUAAAUCAAAUGGAAUCUUUAUCGGCUAAAGAAUAUUGUUCGGAAAAUGAGAUUCAAACUGUAAAUGCAAUUUGCAAUUUAUCUACCGCUGAAAUCUCAGCAAGCGAUAUCGCUAACACGCAUGAAGACUUGACUGAUGAUUUUAUUAUAAGCAAUGAAAGUGAAAAUGUCCAACAAGAUUCUACUGCUGAAAAAACAAAUAUUCCAAGCAUUACCGAAACCAGAGUGAUGCCGGUUAUGACUUUGGAAACUAUUUAUUCAAAUAACGGAACACUAAUCAACAAUCAGAAUAAAUCAGAUAUUGAUACAAAGGAAAUUGCGAAUCAUUCUCUUUCGAACUCGACUGAAAAUAAAGAUAACACUAGACAUGAAACCAAUUCGGAUUCUAAAAUUAAUAAUUUUGAAAAUGUAACGCCAGUGACUAUUCCAAAAAAAAACGAUAAUGUUUAUAUAAAAGAUAACAAUUUAACCACCGAUACAGACUUAAACAAUGACUUAGUGAGUUUUAUCGAAAAGGCGAUAGAGCCUGCAAUACACUGUUUUAAGGAUACUAUAAUAAAUACUAUUUUAACGAUAUUUACAAGUAUUAAAAACGACAAGUUUCAUCAACUAGAGCAAAUGGCUGAUAGUUUAAAGCCCCAAUGUUCCGGUGAAAUUCCUUUUGAUACGAUUGAAGACACUGUUAAUGAAUUACAAACAUCGAGUACAAAGCAAAUUACAGACUUUCAACAUUUUCUACAUAUAAUCAAAAACGAAAUACAAGCUAAAAAUAAUAACUGGGCGCAUAUUAAAAUGCAAUCAAAAUUUAAAAGUAUAAUGGAUUCGAUUAUGGAAAACCGAACAGAAAUUAUUCACGAUCGACAUCCUGUAGAAGAUGUCAAAACAGUGGAUAUAAACUCGAAAAUAAUUACAGAUGCUUUAGAAAAAAGUUUAAUUUCUAAUGGCAUUGCAGAUUGUGAACAAAUAAUUGAAACCACUGAAAAUAACAAGAAACAAGAAACUGUGGUGCCGUGUGAAAUCGAAACGGAUAUUAAAGAAGAAAUAGCUUUCAACCUUCCAGGAAGCACAACGGAAAAUCAAAUAGAAGUAAAAAUAGCAAGCCAAAUACAUUAUGAUGCAUCAAAAGACACUGUCGUCCCUGUAGACCAUAAAAUUAAUGAUUCUGCGAUAGAUGACAAAAAAUUGAUGACACACGACAUAAAACCUAACAACGACGAAGGGCGUAUCUUUCUUGAAAAUUUACCUCUGACUGAAUCUUUCGAGGCAAACGAAUUGUCUGUCAAAUAUAAAAUAAUCGAUGACGGACGUAUCGACGAUGAAAACUAUACUCGUGAACCGUCGACAGAUGAUAAAAAAUCAACAUUACAAGAUACACAAUUGGAAAAUACCAAGUACAUUAUAAACAGAGAACAACAUCAAUCGUUAUCAAACGAUAGUAGUGUCAAAGACAAAAAUGUAUCUACUGAGGAAGGAAUAGUUGACGAGGAAACGUCAACGACUACAAUUACUAAUUCAGAAAACGUAACGAAAUUCGACUUAAACCCGAAUCAUGGGAAUAGACGAUUGUCGUUGCAAGAAUAUUUAGAAGAAAGUUCUCAACGUAUUGAUAACAACCAAUCUGACUUCGACCAGACAAAUGAAACUAUUUUUAACGAUUUAGUAAUUACCAAAUCCAUCGGCGAUUCGAAAAUCGUUGAAAAGGGAAAUGAACAAUUUGAAAUAAAUGAAAAUAACGUUGAAGAAGUAUGCCGAGAUAAUUCAAAAGAUGAAAAUGAAAAACUACUGGGAGAAGAUUAUUCAGAGAUAUCUAAUCUGGCUGAGACAGCUAAUAACAGUGAAGUUCAUGCCGAACCUCCAAGCGAUACAAACGUGUCAAAAGACUCAGAGUCAAAUAAUGAAGAACCCGUGAUUAGACAACAAAACAGUGAAUUAGAUAUAUUUGGCGAGCACACCGAAUGUUCUUUUCCUAAUGCAACUGAUAACAAACGCGAGGAAAAUAUUCAGGAGUGUAAGAACACAUCUUUGGGUCUUGUAGAAAAUAUAUUAGAUAAACAGUUUCCAAUUGAAAAUGUUAAUAGCGCAAACAUAGAAACUGAACUAGAUGAUAAUUUCACAGAACCAGACCUUGAAAUGGGAAAUACAGAACACGAAUCAAAGGAUGGGAAAAUUAAUGAACUAAACGAAAACAACUCGGAUGAUAGAAUAUUUCAAACGAAUGUCUCAAAACAAUCUAAUAAAGAAAGGUCUUUGAACCAUGAUACUACCCGAGUAACGUUAGACGAUGAAAUAAAAAUUGAUCAAGAAAUUUCUGUCGAACUACAAGUUCGUAAAUCUUCUGAUAUUGAAAAAAACGUACAAAGUAAAAAAAUAAUAUGCGAGAAAAUUGAAUCGCUCGUAACUCGUGAAAAUAUCGACAAUGUAAAUAUUCCUGAAAUAUUUUUAACGCGGGACGAAGAACCGAAUACAAAAUACAAAGAUAACACACUAGUGACCGACGAAACACUUGAGAUGUCUGCAAACAGUAUUAUAGAAAAGGUAGAAAAUAUAUUAUACGACGAUAUAUCCCAAGAUGUGACAGAGUUUGAGGCGAAAAUAAAUUCCGAACUAAUAAAUGACUUGGAAAGAAAAAAAAACCUCCCGGAAAGUUUUGAAACUGAAGAGACGCCAAUUUCCGACGCAUAUUUAUACCGUGAAGUCUCUAUGGACGAAAUAAAAAUUGAUCAAACUAACAAUGACGGGAAAGAUGUGUCAGGGUGUGAAUUUAUAGAAAACUACAAACAAAUCGAACCUCUUCAAAACGAAAACACUAAAAUUGAAGAAAAAACGACAGCUGGAAAAAAAUUAAACAAACUAAUCGACCCUAUUAUGAACGUGUUUUGCGUUGAAAAUCCAAAAGAACCAUCGGUGCAAGACUCUAAGGCGGCGCAAGUUUUACUUAAAUUGGAAAAAAAUCAAACUUGUGAAAACUUUGAUCCAUGCGAUGGAGUCAUAAUUUCGGGCGAGAUUAAAAAUGCCUAUUCUGAUAAAAACGAGACAUGUGCUGAUGACAUAAAGGACGAAACAAAAACUAAUAUCCAAGUUUUAUCAAACCCAAUAUUAAAUAAAAGUUUUUCGCUUAACGAAACAUCAGUUGAGUCGUUACAAGAAAAUGUGCAAAAUACCGAUUUAAAUAUUAAUAUAGAAGUUCAUAGUCACAAUGCGAGACGUUUAUCAUUGCAAGAAUACUUAGAAGACACUUUACAAUCUCUUAAUAAUAAAAGUCAAGCGUCUUCAGAAAACCUAACAGAACAUAACCCAGUGGUAGAAACAUUAACAAAAUUAUCUGACAUAACAAGUGAUCAAAAAUCACAUAUUCAAUUAGAUGACGAAUUUCAGGUACAAAAUUCAGAAGGAAAUAUUGACACAAAUCCACCUUCAAAACGGUUAUCUGACGGUACAAUGCAAUUUGACGAUGUUGAAAAUAAUACUAAAUUGCAUACCGAUGAAAAAACUGUCGGACGAAGACGUUUGUCGUUGCAAGAAUACUUAGAAGAAACUUUACAAUCUCUUGAUAACCAAAUAAUGUCCGACCAAUUUGCGGACGAAACUAAUAAAACAAUCAUAGAUUUAUCAAAUCAGGAUAAUUUCACUGAUUCAACAUCGAACCAGUCAAACCAGCAGGAAAACGAUUGCGUCGAAAAAGAAAAAAGCGAUCUUAAUGUAAAUACAUUUAAGUCGCAUGAAGACCAUAGAAUCAUAGAAAAUUUAGAUUUUAAAACAUCAGAAGAUACCACAAAUGAUAAUGGACGUUUAUCUUUGCUAGACUACUCAGAAGAGCAAUCGAAUCCUGUGGUUACCGUCAAUGUGACUGAUGUAGAUAUCAAACCUCGAGUGCAAAGUCAAACUACUUCAGAAAACCUGACAGAACAUAGUCCAGUGGUAGAAAUAUCAACAAAAUCAUCUGAUAUAACAAGCGAUCAAACAUCACAUAUUCAAUUAGAUCACGGAUCUCAGGUACAAAAUUCACAACAAAGUAUUGACACAAAUUCCCCUUCAAAAUGGUUAUCUGAUGGUGCAAUACAAUUUGACGAUGGGGAAAAUAAUACUAAAUUGCAUACAGAUGAAACGACCUACGGACGAAGACGUUUGUCGUUGCAAGAGUUUUUGGAAGAAUCUUUAGAAUCCAUCAACAGCUCAAUGGACCAAACCGAUCAAACGAAACGCAACUCGAGCGUGGACUACGAUCCAGACAUUUUAGAUAAAGAUUUAAAUAAGAGUACUAGUUUUGGAUCCCAAGACUUUCGGCCUGGUGGCUCUGACCAACCUUUGGAGAAGGCUUGUGGAAUACCUAACUUUGAGGAACAUCAAACUUGUGAUAACUUUGCUUCAGACGAUGGAAUAGUUUCAAGUGGUAUUAAGAAUGCCUAUUCGUCUGAUCAAAACGCGAUAUAUGUUGAUGACAUAAAGGACGAAACAAAAACUAAUGUCCGAGCUAUAUCAAACCAAAUAUUAAAUAAAUGUUCACUUAAUGAAACAUUAGUCGAGUCGACCCGAAAAAAUGUACCAAUUACCAAGUCAAAUAUGAGUAUAAAAAUUCGUAAUAAUAAUGCGAGACGUUUAUCAUUGCAAGAAUACUUAGAAGACACUUUACAAUCUUUUGAUAACCAAUUAAUGUCUGACCAAAUUGCGGAUGAAACUAAUAAAGCAAUCAUAGAUGUAUCAAAUCUGGAUAAUUUCACUGAUUCAACAUCGAACCAGUCAAGCCAUCAGGAAAACGAUUGCGUCGAAAAAGAAAAAAGCGACCUUAAUGUAACAUUUAAGUCGCAUGUAGACGAUAGAAUUUUAGAAAAUUUAGAUUUCAAAACAUCAGAAGAUACCACAAAUGAUAAUGAACAUUUAUCUUUGCAAGACUACUCAGAAGAGCAAUCGAAUCCUGUGGUUACCGUCAAUGUGACCGAUAUAGAUAUCAAACCUCGAGUGCAAAGUCAAACUACUUCAGAAAACCUGACAGAACAUAGUCCAGUGGUAGAAAUAUCAACAAAAUCAUCUGAUAUAACAAGCGAUCAAACAUCAGUUGUUCAGUUAGUUGACGGAUCUCUGGUAAAAAAUUCAGAAGAAAGUAUUGACACAAAUUCCCCUUCUAAAUUGCAUGCCGAUGAAACAACUGACGGACGAAGACGUUUGUCGUUGCAAGAGUUUUUGGAAGAAUCUUUAGAAUCCAUCAACAGCUCACUGGACCAAACCGAUCAAACGAAACGCAACUCGAGCGUGGACUACGAUCCAGACAUUUUAGAUAAAGAUUUAAGUAUAAGUACUAGUUUUGGAUCCCAAGACUUUCAGCCUGGCGGCUCUGACCAACCUCUGGAAAAGGCAUAUGGAAUACGAAAAGUGGAAAUGUCUGUACAACGUGUGAAAUCGUCGGACGAAGAAUAUUUCGAGCAAACCGAGAAAAUAUGUCUAGGUAACGACACAAUCAAAGAACACGACGAGGCCGUUGUGGAUGACCGGAUUUACACGGUCAAUGAAUCCGACCUGAACGCCAUAGUAUGUGCGUCGUCUUUGCAAGAGGCUCUGACACUGUUGGAUUCCAAAAUUAAGUUAAAACGCAAAAAAAGGGUAGCAAAAUGUUCAAAACGGUUUGAUAGCGUAUCCGUUGACGCUGAACAAAACGAACACUUCGCCAUGGCUCGGGAAUACUUUGAAAACAUGGAACGACAACUGUCCAAGCAGCAAUAACGGUUCUAUAUAUUGUAUUUUUUAGUUUUUAGUGUAAAAUUCAUUCAUCAGAAAAAAUAUAUAUUAAGUUAGUCAUCCAGAAAAAGUAAAUCAAAUUUCUAAGGGAGUUUACUGAAUUCAACAUUCGAAUUAAUAAUUAACACUUUGUAUGAUAUAAUAUUAACACCAGAGGGGAAAAAGGCCAAGACAUCGCUAUAUCAGACAUUCAUUGUCUCGUAAAUAAUUACAAUUUUCUGAAGACUUGGAUUUAAAUAGGAAAACAGAGGUCUCUAGUUAAAACUAAGAGUUCAUAUUGUGAGAGUUUUUGUUUUUAAUCCUUCUAAAUGGAUUGACGAGGCGGCCCGAUUUAAAUUUGAUAAUUUUCUUUGUUAAGACCUAGAUACAUAUUAUAUGCAUGUGUAUUCUUUAAUAAAAAAUGUUUAAAACUAUGCUUAGGUACCGUGAACGAAAUAAAAUAAUUUUCCUACCUAUCUAAUUAUUAUAAACAUUUUAAACAACAAUUAUUUAUUACUAUUUACCCUAUCCCAUCUAGUAUUUAAGUAUU